AUCUCGCCAUGCGGCUCCCUGACCUGAGACCCUGGGCCUUCCUGCUGCUGGCCGACUCGGCGUUACUCUGGCUGCUGCAGGCGACCCUGGGGGCCCUGCUCCCCCGCGGGCUUCCAGGCCUGUGGCUAGAGGGCACCUUGCGACUGGGAGGGCUUUGGUGGCUGCUGAGGCUGGGAGGGCUGCUGGGGUUUGUGGGAGCACUGCUGCCCCCCCUCUGCCUGGUGACCCCUCUGUUUCUCUCCCUGAGGGCCCUGGUCCCGGGGACCUUGAGUGCUCCCCCAGCCAGGGCGGCUUCAGCCCCUUGGAGCUGGCUGCUGCUGGGUUACGGGGCGGCAGGGCUGAGCUGGGGCGUGUGGGCUGUGCUGAGCCCUCCAGGAGCCCCGGAGAGGGAGCAGGGCCAGGAGAACAACAGAGCCUUGAUGUGGAGGCUGCUGAAGCUCUCCAGGCCAGACCUGCCUUUCCUGGGUGCGGCCUUCUUCUUCCUCGCUGUUGCCGUGUUGGGUGAGACAUUAAUCCCUUACUAUUCUGGUCGUGUGAUUGACAUCCUGGGAGGUGAUUUUGAUCCUGAUGCCUUUGCCAGCGCCAUCUUCUUCAUGUGUCUCUUCUCUGUUGGGAGCUCACUGUCCGCAGGCUGCCGAGGAAGCACCUUCACCUUCAUCAUGUCCAGAAUCAACCUGCGGAUCCGGGAGCUGCUUUUCUCCUCCCUCCUGUGCCAGGACCUUGCUUUCUUCCAGGAGACUAAGACAGGGGAGCUGAAUUCCCGGCUGAGCUCGGAUACCAAACUGAUGAGUAACUGGCUUCCUCUUAAUGCCAACGUGCUGUCUCGAAGCCUGGUGAAAGUGCUGGGACUUUACAGCUUCAUGCUCAGCCUGUCCCCUCGACUCACCCUCCUUUCUCUGCUUGAGGUGCCUCUAAUGAUAGCGGCUGAAAAGUUGUACAGUGCUCGCCAUCAGGCAGUCCUUCAGGAGAUCCAGGAUGCUGUGGCGAAAGCAGGACAGGUGGUACGUGAGGCAGUUGGAGGGCUGCAGACUGUGCGCAGUUUUGGGGCCGAGGAGCAAGAGGUCGGUCGCUAUAAGGAGGCUCUUGACCGAUGCCGGCAGCUGUGGUGGCGACGAGAUCUGGAAACAGCCCUCUACCUGCUCUUAAGGAGGAUGCUGUACUUGGCAAUGCAGGUGCUGUUGCUGAGAUGUGGGCUGCAGCAGAUCCUGGCUGGGGACCUCACCCAGGGCGGGCUGCUCUCCUUUCUGCUGUACCAGGACAACGUGGGCUCCCACGUGCAUACCCUGGUGUACAUGUUUGGGGACAUGCUGAGCAACGUGGGGGCUGCAGAGAAGGUGUUCUGCUACCUGGACCGAAAGCCAAAUCUGCCUCCAACUGGGACACUAGCCCCGCCCACUCUGCAGGGCCUGGUGGAAUUCCAGAACGUCUCCUUCGUGUAUCCCAAUCGCCCUGACCAGCCUGUGCUCAAGGGUCUGACGUUCACCCUGCCUCCUGGGCAGAUGACCGCACUGGUGGGGCCCAAUGGAUCUGGGAAGAGCACAGUAGCUGCCCUGAUGCAGAAUCUGUACCAGCCCACCGAGGGGCAGGUGCUGCUGGACGGGGAGCCCAUGUCCCAGUAUGAGCACCGCUACCUACACCAACAGGUGGUUUUGGUCGGGCAGGAGCCUGUGCUGUUCUCGGGUUCGGUGAGGGACAACAUCACUUAUGGGCUGAAGGACUGCAGCGAUGAGAAGGUGCUGGCUGCUGCACGGGCGGCCAGAGUGGAGGAGUUCAUAAAGGAAAUGAAGCAUGGACUUGAUACAGAGGUGGGGGAGAAAGGGAACCAGUUGGCUGUGGGACAGAAGCAACGUCUGGCCAUCGCCCGGGCUCUUGUGCGGGACCCCCGCGUCCUCAUCCUGGAUGAAGCCACCAGUGCCCUGGACGUGGAGUGUGAGCAGGCUCUGCAGGACUGGAAAGCUCACGGGGACCGAACGGUGCUGGUGAUCGCCCACAGGCUGCACACGGUUCUGAGUGCCGACCAGAUCCUGGUGCUGAGGCAGGGGGAGCUGCAGGAGCACGUGCAGCUCAUGGAGGGGCAGGACCUCUACUCCUGCCUGGUGCAGCAGAACAGGAGGACUGAGACCCCAGAGAUGCUGGAGCCUUCUCAGGGCCAUCUCAGUGACCCAGAGUAGCUCCUGCUUUGGCUUUCCCUGGGGGUGUUCCCCUGGGUGGUUGUUUUUGGAGCUGGAGGCACGAUGAUGUAGAUUUAGACCGUGGGUACUUUUGUUGGGGCCAUGGGAGGGCAGGGGGUUGCUUUCUGUAUCCAGGGACCUUAUUUCCUUAAUGAACAGAGCUUUGCCUGGUGCUGAGUACUGUACUGUGGCAUACAUUUCAAAAUAUUUUUUCCUUAUAUAAAUAGCACACAUUCAUAUAGGAAAUGUAGAGACAGGUAGGAAGGAGAAAAGUAAAACUACACACUGUUUCACAUCCCAGAGAUAAUCACAGGGACUCUUUUGCUGGCUGUCCUAUCAGCCUUUGAAUUGUUCUUUGAGAUAUAUAUUAACCAGUAUGACAUAAAUAUUCAUGAGUUUGCCUUUCUGUAUCCUUCCCCAUUCCCACCAGGACGUGAUGUUUUGUUGGGGAGCUAGGGUAUGGUGGGACAAAGCACCGUUCCCUAAUUAACAGUAUGAAUAAAAUAUUGAUGAGUUACUGUGUACAGAGUUUUAAUAUGAGUAGGAACUAUGCUAAGCCUUUUUCAUGUAUUAUCAUUUUUAAUCCUUAUCCGCAGCCCUUUGAGAUUGUUAGUUAUUAUCCCCAUUUUAUGGAUGAGAAUACUGAGUCUCAAAGAGAUUAAAGGACUUUCCCAAGGUUGCACAGUGGUGGAAUUAGACUUGGAAUCCAGGCCUGACCUCAGAGUCCACGCUCUCAACUAAUGCAUUAUAUUGCAUCUUGUGUCAUAAUCUACUUUAUAAUCAGAUCAAGUAAAGCUCUUUCACUUCUAGCUCCGAACAGCUCUGAAUCCCUUAUCCUCUCUCUGAUCUCGCUGUUGUAACUUUCAUUCAUAGUGUGAGAUGAUCUCAUAUUCAGAGAGGUUCCCCUACCGUUGGUGCACCUCUUCCAGCCAUUGUUCACAAAGUCAUUCUUCUUUCUAAAAGACGCAUAAGACGAUGUCACUCCUGUAAAAUCCUCCCUGUGUCUUCACCCCUUUUUCUGCUCAGAUCUUCCUCAGAGACAGUUUUUCUAGCCCGUUUGUCUCACCCUUUCUUGUGGGAUUAAAUUCUAUCACAACAAACUUCCUGCCCUCCUGAUGCCUUUGUGCCUCUGAAUAUGUUGUUUCCUGCCAUUCUGUGAACGACGCUCCUGGAUUUGCCCCAGUUCUUUAAGAUUCAACUCAGGAUUCAAGUUUCCCAAGAAGCCUUGCUUUAUCUUCUCAGUCUGGAGAAAGUGCCCUUUCUACGUGCUCUUGUUGCUCUGCUGCUGGGGCUUACCUCUCUCACAGUCCCUAUUAAACUCUCCACCGCCCACUGUAGACCUCUGUCUUUCCACUAGACCGUGAGCCCUUGCGGGGGAGGCCGUCUAUCUUAUUAAGCUUUAUAUCUACUACCUGGCACAGGGCUCCAUUCAUAGUGGACAAUAAAUAAAUGUUUGUUGGGUAAAUGAAUAAA
Mesoplodon densirostris (Blainville's beaked whale) is the source of this 3644-nucleotide messenger RNA. It is a transcript of the gene TAP2, whose product is annotated as transporter 2, ATP binding cassette subfamily B member. Lineage: Eukaryota; Metazoa; Chordata; Mammalia; Artiodactyla; Ziphiidae. Gene Ontology annotation, biological process: transmembrane transport; antigen processing and presentation of endogenous peptide antigen via MHC class I; peptide transport. Gene Ontology annotation, molecular function: ABC-type oligopeptide transporter activity; ATP hydrolysis activity; MHC protein binding. The coding region runs from base 9 to 2171 and encodes 720 amino acids. The record is from RefSeq and is a predicted model, not a curated record. Gene Ontology annotation, cellular component: endoplasmic reticulum membrane; TAP complex. The transcript is spliced from 11 exons.